This is a messenger RNA of Nelumbo nucifera (sacred lotus), 4295 nucleotides long. RefSeq names its product lysine-specific demethylase JMJ29-like. The record is from RefSeq and is a predicted model, not a curated record. NCBI's taxonomy places the organism in Eukaryota, Viridiplantae, Streptophyta, Magnoliopsida, Proteales, Nelumbonaceae. Gene Ontology annotation, cellular component: histone deacetylase complex; chromatin. Gene Ontology annotation, biological process: regulation of transcription by RNA polymerase II. Gene Ontology annotation, molecular function: chromatin DNA binding; transcription coregulator activity; histone H3K9 demethylase activity.
CUGUUCUAUACAAAUACAAUAGAACUCUUCUCUCCGUCUCUCGGCUUCUCCGUUUUCGAGGGAAGGAAAUCGUUCUCUCUUUGGCGGGACAAAGCGGUAUUUUUCAAAACCAGUAUUGCUGAGAACAGGAAAAAGUGUUUUUCCGACCUUUGGAACUCGGGUUUUCGAUAUGUCUGAGACGAAAAACGAUACGGAUAGCGAUCGAGACACUCCUCCUGACGAACUGCGUUGCAAACGUAGCGACGGGAAGAUAUGGCGAUGCAAGAACUGGAAAAUUCAGGGAAAGUCUCUCUGCCAAGAGCAUUACUUGAAGAUGCAGACGCGUGCGCUUGAGAGGAAAAAGGAGUCCCAUAAAGCGAAGAAUAAGCGGGGGAACCGGAAUUUUUCGAAGAAGAGGGGGCGAGGGAAAGACGGUUUUGAGAGUGAAGAAGAAAGCAAUGAGGAGUUUGCGGUGGAGGGAAAGAAACGACGGAAGAAGAAGAAGAGUGAGGCUUCUGAUAGGUCGGUUAACAUUGGAAGAACCUUGAAGGUGGAAAUCGAUUCUACGAAGAAAAAGAAAAUGGUGAGACGGAAGAGGGUAGUGAAGCGUGAAGUUUCGGAGCAGGAGGAGGAUGGGGAUUUUGUGGAUACAAGAAGGACGGAUUCUUCUUCAGCUAGGGCUUCAAACGGUUUGAAGAGGCGUGGUUUGGGUUGGGGGAAGAGAAUUGCAACUGCGAACCUAAAAGGUGAAGUUUCGGAGGAGGAAAUGGGGCCAGAGAGGAGAAAUAAUAAGUUUAGUGGGAGGAAAAUGGCACUGGCGAAGGUGAAGCAAGAGGUUUUGGAUGAGGGGGAGAGGGAGUUCGGGGGUUCGAAUUCGGCUAGGGUUUUGAGUGGUGGAAGUGGUCUUGGGACAGAGACGACAAUGAGAUUACGGAAAAGGACAGUGGAGAAUAUGGAGAUGAUGAAACACGUAGGGCUGGGGAGCGGAAAGAAGAGAAAUCAAUAUGGCAUUGAUGCAGACUCUUCUAUGUGCCAUCAAUGCCAGAGGAGUGAUAAAGAAAGGGUUGUUUGGUGCAAGGGCUGUAACAGGAAGCGAUAUUGUGUUCCCUGCAUACAGAGAUGGUAUCCUCAAUUGUCAGAGGAAGCAAUUGAAAAAUGUUGCCCGUUUUGUCGUGGAAAUUGCAACUGUAAAGCAUGCUUACGUAAAGAUAAAAUGUGUAAGGGGCUGGAGAUCUCAGAUGUGAUGGUGAAUGAAGAUGAACAAAGUAUACACUUGAGAUAUUUGUUAGAUGCACUUCUUCCAUUUCUGAAACAGUUCGAUAAAGAGCAAAUGAUGGAAAGGGAGAUUGAAGCUAGGAUUCAAGGGUUAGCUCCAUCAGAGAUGAAAAUCCAAAAGGCAAUUUUUUAUAGCGAUGAGCGAGCAUACUGCAACAACUGCAGAACUUCUAUUUUUGACUUUCACAGAAGCUGUCCAAAAUGUUCGUAUGACCUUUGCCUUACUUGUUGUCGCGAGAUUCGCGAGGAGUGCCUGCAGGGAGCUGGUGAGGAAGUAGUCAUCCAAUAUUGUGAUAAAGGGAUUGAUUAUGUGCACGGUGGAGACCCCUCUCUCAAGUUGUCAACUGUAAAACAAUUUUCAGGUUUACAUGCUGAGACAAGCUCAAAAGAUAGUGCUGGGCAAGAAUCUGUAUGGAAGGCAGAGGAAAAUGGUAGCGUCCCUUGUCCUCCAACCGCAAUGGGUGGUUGUGGUUGUGGCUACCUGGAGCUCAGAUGUUUGUUUGAAGAGAAUUUUGUUUCAGAAUUAGUAAAAAAAGCAGAAGAAAUGGCUGGAAAGCACAAAAGUGUUGAUGCAUGUGGAUCAUCUACACAAUGGUGCACUUGUUUAAAUGUGGCUGGGAAGAUUGGUCUUGAUAGCAAGAGUUCACUAAAGGCUGCUUCCCGAAUGGAUUCAGAUGACAACUACUUAUACUGUCCAUCAGCAAGAAAAAUUCAACACGGGGAACUGGAACACUUCCAGAGUCAUUGGAUCAAGGGUGAGCCAGUAAUUGUUCGUGAUGCGCUUGAGUUUACAUCUGGCUUGAGUUGGGAGCCAAUGGUUAUGUGGCGUGCAUUUCGUGAGAUUACGAACACCAAGCGUUCCACACAUUUGGCUGUGACAGCCAUUGAUUGCCUUGAUUGGUGUGAGGUUGAGAUUAAUAUUCAUAAGUUCUUCACUGGGUAUUCAGAGGGGCGAAGCCAUUAUAAUUUAUGGCCUGAGAUGCUCAAGCUGAAAGACUGGCCUCCAUCUAAUUUCUUCGAUGAACGCUUACCACGUCAUGGUGCUGAGUUUGUCAGUGCUCUGCCUUUUCAGCAAUAUACACAUCCAAAGCACGGCAUACUUAAUCUUGCCGUAAAAUUGCCAAAGGAUGUUCUGAAACCGGACCUGGGACCAAAGACAUAUAUUGCUUAUGGAAUUGCUGAAGAACUAGGCCGUGGGGACUCUGUCACCAAGCUUCACUGUGACAUGUCUGAUGCGGUGAAUGUUUUGACACAUACUGCAGAAGUGGUUCUGACCCCUCGGCAACAUGGUAGAAUAGAAAUGUUGAAAAAGAAGCACAGGGCCCAGGACCAGAAAGAACUAGCUGAAGUUGUGAGGAUUGAGGAAAACAAAGAGAAAUCUACUUCUGAGACAGCUGGCAUUGAACAGUGCAGUGAUGCACUUGAUGAACAAAGAAGUUGUAUUGGUGUUGAUAUGAAACACAUUGUCAACAUGAAUGAAGUUCCAAAAGAAGAUCAAAAGGCUGAAAAUUUUGGUGUCAGGGGUGCAAGAUCCCCCAAUUUUGGUGCUAUAAUUGAUGAAAAUUCUGAUUUAACUGAUCAGCAUGACUUAGAAAAUGAGGGUACUAGGUUAAGUGACAAGCAGUUUUGUGAGGGAAAAAAGCAGGAAUCGAGGAAUCUCACACUCUCUCAGGGUUCCAUGGUGGAAGCUACCAUUUCCUAUAUUCUUCCAGAAGAUGAUAAGCCCUAUGAUAGCAGCAUGGCUGUGGAGGAAAAUAAUAUGCAUGGGCUAGAUGAUGAUGUAGCAGAAGAUACUAAAAAUAUGAAGACAAGAAAAUGUUUUGGCGGUAGAAAGAGGAAAUCUAGGAAAUUUCGUUCAGGUUUUUUUGGCAACAAGUCAAAAAACUUGGGCAUUGAGGUUGGUUCUAGAGAACAGUCAAGUAGGGAGGAUGCUGGUGAUAAUCAAGGACAAGAUGAGGACAGGACACAGUUAGAGGGCAGUAUGGUUUCAUCUGAUGCCGAAGUUUUAGCUAAUGAAACACUUCCAGUUGAUAAGUUGGAAGGAGAAAAGAACUCACCAAGGUUCACUGUGGAGGAUGAUGAUGGAAGACAUGACACAUUUUCUGCAAACAAGUUGGAGGUGCUAAAAUAUGCCGAAGGUGGUGCUCUUUGGGACAUUUUCCGGAGACAAGAUGUUCCUAAGCUGGAGAAAUAUCUUAAGAAGCACUGCAGGGAAUUCAGACACAUACAUUGUAAUCAAGUAGAGAAGGUUGUUCACCCCAUUCAUGACCAGAGUUUCUACUUGACUUCAGAACAUAAAAGGAAACUCAAGGAGGAAUUUGGUAUUGAACCGUGGACAUUUGUGCAAAAACUUGGAGAGGCAGUUUUUAUUCCAGCUGGAUGUCCUCAUCAAGUUAGGAAUCUCAAGUCAUGUAUAAAGGUUGCUCUGGACUUUGUUUCACCUGAAAAUGUCCAUGAAUGCAUCCGUUUGACGGAGGAGUUCCGUACACUUCCUCAGAAUCACAGGGCAAAAGAAGACAAGCUUGAGGUAAAGAGAAUGACUCUCCAUGCAAUAAGGAAAACAGUGGAAGAUUUGGAGCAGCUUACAAAGCCCAAGUCAACUAAUGAAGACCAGAAGCUUAUGAAGACUGAAGAGCUAUUCAACUCAGACCCACGUCAACCAUUGCCAUCCCCAGCUCCAUCUGCUUCACUCCCUUUGGAGCAAGUUGAUUGCGCUGAUGAACCAAGCUGUCAAAACUGAACCUGUAAUGUAAUUGAAGAUUAUCAUCUUUAGAUGUCCUAAACUUGGCCUUUGUGGAGCUGUUAUUUGCAUGCAUUAUUACAGGCAGUUUUUUGUUGCUUCUGGAUGUUCGUCCUUCGCCUUUUUGAAGACAGCGACUGAUUUUUUGCAACAUCUAUUUGCCGCUUGCAAACAAAAGGGUGUUGUGUUAAUUUUAAUGUUUUUAUCAAAAUGGCAUAUAUAAAAGUGUCGUGUAUAUCCAUUAUCUAUCUGUGCGUCUAUUCAUACCAUUGAGUGAAUAUAUCUCAUUAGCCUUUCUUCA